UCUGCUGCACAGAAGCCAUCUCAGUGUGCUAGAGGACCAUUUUUAAUCUGCACUGAAACAUCCCUUUGCUUUCUCAGCCAAAUCACCAACAUGCCCUGUUAGAACAAGAAUUUACAUUCUACGAAAGAAGUUCACAGCUUCUUUCUAGACUACUCCAAGCUGCUGGAGUGAGGUUCUAACAGGUUCCAGCACUCUACUGUGGCAGGUCCUAGGAUGUAUGUGACAGAAAUGACGAGCAGGAGCAUGUGGAAUGCUAUUUGAAAAGUGGGUUUUGCUUUUACGACUGCUGACAAGUGGAAACAUCACCUUGAAGUCUUGAGCUUCCUACUGACAUCAGAGGUGAUGAGCCUAUCAAAGCUGAUUUUACAAACCACACUGGGUUUUAUAAUUCUACUCCUGUUUUAGCUGGUUCCUCCUCUAUUUCCUUUUUCAGCUAACUAAAAAGAGGAACCAUAUGGUUUCUUUAUUUUAAGCAAAGUCACAAAAGAGGAAACAUUUUUAGCUGGAGACAAUUCUAUAUCUUCUGUUGCUUCGGAAAGCAUUUUCUAAAAACAUUUAUAAAAGGAAACUCUGAAUGCCAUUUUCUAACCAAAGCUUUUUUGGGUGGGAACAUCUGAAAUGGAAUUCAAGUAUUUGCUCUUCAUUUUGCUUUGUCAAUACCUGAACAAUACGUUUUUCUCAGUGACAGAAGCAAUUACAACAGAGCAGCAGUCACAGUCUACUUUAAUUACAUCAUCAAUGUUAUAUGUUACAACUGAUUCUCAAAACACGGUAGGGAAUGCUAUGAGUCAAACAACACAAUUCAACAUUUCUUCUGGACGACAAGUACCACCUGCCCAAACCACCCCUGAACAGGCAACACCCGCUGUCUAUGUCUCUUCAAGACCACUUCCUUACAACACCACCAGACGAGCAGUAUCAGCGGCCAACAACUCCUUCCCACAAACAUCAUUAUCUGGGUUCACUCUGACUAGUCAACUACCACCUUCUGCCUAUAAUUCUACCAGACAACCACCAAAACCUCUUGUCUAUACUUCCACACAACAGCUACCAUCACCUGCUCCUACUUCUUCUGGAAAACCAGUACUAGAGACUACUCAUAGUCGGCCCACAAAAUCAAUACCAACCAUUUAUUUAUCAAGGGACACACCACCACCACCACCACUCACUUCAGAACCAACGAGUGGCAAAGGAACUGCUCAUAAAAACAACCACAAUGCAAUAGCUGCCAUAUUAAUUGGUACAAUUAUAAUUUCUAUGUUGGUAGCUAUACUCAUGAUUAUACUGUGGAAAUACUUGAGGAAACCAGUCUUAAAUGAUCAAAACUGGGCAGGUAGGUCUCCAUUUGCUGAUGGAGAAACACCAGAAAUGUGUAUGGAUAACAUUAGAGAGAGUGAGGUAUCCACAAAACGUGCAUCUGUUGUUUCACUUAUGACUUGGAAACCAAGCAAAAGCACACUGUUAGCAGAUGACUUAGAAGUUAAGUUGUUUGAAUCAAGUGAACACAUUAAUGAUACCAGCAACCUCAAGACUGAGAAUGUAAAAGUUCAAAUAAAUGGUUUAUCAGAAGACAGUGCUGAUGGGUCGACAGUUGGUACAGCCGUGUCUUCUUCAGAUGAUGCAGAUCUUCCCCUGCCACCUCCUCUUCUUGAUUUGGAUGAGAAUCUACCAGACGAGCCCACAAUGAUAGUUGUACCUUCUUUACCAAAUGAUUGUACCAAUCUCCAACCAUCUCCAGAUAGUCUAAACCAAGUGUGUGAAGAACAUCAUUCCAAGAUCCAAGAGCCAUUCCCGCCACCCCCUGACUCAUUUAAUGUGCCUCUGUCAGCAGAUUUUACAAACAACCAAGAGUCUACCCAUGAGGCUCAGUGCCAGGAGUUCUCUACUCCUCAUCUCACAGACUCCCUGCCAUCUCCACCUACAGAGCUGCUGUAAAGUGACAGUUUGCUUUUUAGCCUAUCCUCCAUCCUGAGAUUGCUCCACCCAUUCCUGUCCUCAUAGUAUGGUUCACAGGACAUGACAACUGGCAUCCGAGUGGCUGUUUGUUCAGGAACUACCUGACACCUGACUGAAGCCCAAGUACAUGGGUAGAUUAUUACAGUGGUAUGCUUACCAGCUACACAAGUAAUUUUUUUAAAGCAGAGUACCUUUUAUAUAUGUCAAUGAUAGAUAUGUCAAUAAUUUAAUCAAUUUGGAAACAUAUGAUCCUAUAUACUUAUUAUUACCCAAUAGAUUUUCUCCCUGAAAAGCUGUAUAUAAACUUAAGUAAAUAAAAUUCUAUUUUUUCCACCUCAAAAUUUGGGGUAUAGUAGAAAUGAGAAAUUUUAAGUUGUCAAAGCUUUAAUACUUCAAAUAUUAAGUAAAGAUUUUAAUUUAUAGAGAUUAAAAUAUAUAUCUAAGAACAAGACGUUUCCAUUUUUGGGCUUACUGGAAACACACAGACACAAACUGUAUUAAAACAUGAAGUCUGAGGUGCUGUGUUGGGGAACAUUUACCCUGAAAAAGUGAGCACCUACCAUAAAAUGCAGAAUUUUCUUUUUUCUUCAUAAUUAAAAAUUUUAUGUAUAUAA
Molecule: messenger RNA, 2570 nt
Organism: Mastomys coucha (southern multimammate mouse)
Lineage: Eukaryota; Metazoa; Chordata; Mammalia; Rodentia; Muridae
Gene: Evi2b
Product: ecotropic viral integration site 2B
Exons: 3
Coding region: 619-1935 (438 amino acids)
Biological process (GO): regulation of stem cell division; positive regulation of neutrophil differentiation
Source: RefSeq, a predicted model, not a curated record